Molecule: messenger RNA, 1194 nt
Organism: Symbiodinium natans
Lineage: Eukaryota; Dinophyceae; Suessiales; Symbiodiniaceae
Source: the annotation of a GenBank genome assembly
AUGCCCUUCAUUCUCCCGGAAGCGCAGGGGCACUCUGCAAAUACCUGCCUUGGCCAUCAUUCUGCUGUGGCAGUCCUCCGACAUGGUGAGCGUCAGGACUCGGUCUUCGGCUCCGCGUGGCACGGCACGGAGGAUUUCCAGCGGUACCCAUUCGAUUGUCCGAUCACCGACCAUGCGGUCUGGGAAGCUCAGCAUGCGGCCCACCAGUUGCGCAACUUCGCUGACUUCCACGUGAUCGUCUCGUCUCCCUACUUGCGCUGUGUGCAAACCGCCGUCGCCCUGGCAGAUGCUUUGGAUAUCAUGGUGGUCUUGGACUACGAGCUCGGGGAAGUCUUCGGCCCACCGGUCUUCGGGGACGUGGAGCUCCGGAAUGGUCGAGUUUGGCGAUCCAGAGAGGAGCUUCAUGCUGCUCUGAAGGAUUGGAGCCCCCAGCUUCACAAAGGCUUUUCGAAGCUCCCGGUCGACCGAGUGUGUUGGGAGAAGGUUUCGGGUCGCCCGCCCAGCUGGGGCGAAAAGAUGAAAGAUGCCCGUCAGCGUUAUGCCAGGAGGUUCCUGACCCACCUCAGUCGUGGUCGGCGCUCUGGGAAAGGUAUGAUUCUGGUAAGUCACGGAAUCAUGGUGCAGACCUGCCUCAAGGUGUUGCCCAGCACUUCGGCCUUGAGUGUGGCAUCCGUCCCUUUCUGUGGUGGACUGAUGGCUGGCCUCCGCCGUCUCUCCAAGCAGGUCGGUGCCGAGCUCACGAACCCUGCCCCCUCGGAGCUGACGGAGGUCAAUUUGCGGAGCCACGAUUCCGCCGAGAACUGGCCCGAGAGGAACAGCCCGAGGAAGUCAGCAAAUCAUCAUGUUGAGGCAGCCCAGCUUCAUGCAUGGGACGUUCAGGCCGUUGGUGUUGAGUUUGACACCACGCACAUGCCAAGGGAAUCCGCGGCAGUGGGGAAGCAUGCUCCUCAACGCCUUGCAAGGCUAAGUGCUGGCAGCUGCUCCUGGGCUCAGAUCGAGCUCCUGUCCGGGCAGCUUGCGACCGAGACGAGUGGUCCUCUUGAGCUCAGAGGCACUGCAACACAGGACAGCAUCGAGCAGCAGCAUGUUCCCGUGGUGGAGGACACUGUUCCACAACUGAGCCUUCAGAGCAGUCGCCUGCUGGGAAGGAGGCUCAGCCAGCGGUCCUUAGCCGCUUCCCGGCUCAGCCAAUGA